AUGGAUUCCGUCAGUGCAUCCGGUGCCCAGCGGCAGGACGAGGGCCUCCGUGAGCGGAUCCGGUCAUCUCAGGCGGUCGACGUCAACGCUGUUGACCAGGCGCUAGCGACUGCUGGCUACGGCGUGACCACCGACAGUAGGAAAAACGACAACAAGAAGACCUUUGGAAGGACUCCGGAUGGAACUGUCUUUACCGUGCCCCAGACCCAUGACAUGGUCUCACAACUGCUUUCUCCAACUGAACCCAAGACUGUAUCCGAUUUCGUGGUUCUCGCAAUUCUUGCUACCCACAUAUUAAUUUUCGUGGCUCUUGCACCAGAGGCGAGAAUCUCAGUCUUUGCGGCAAUAUACAUGUUCUGGAGAACCUCAUACAAUGGCGGAAUUGGAUGGCUACUACACAACCAGUCACAUCAUAAUACUAUGGUAAGAUGGGCUACCAAGUCUAAGAUCUUUGUCAACCCAUCGACGGGCGAGAACCCUCACCCAACACUUUACCGGCUGUUGAAAAGAGACAUGGAGACUAUGAUUCCCGAAGAUUACUCUUUCGACGACGCCCCCUUAGAAUACAACACCUGGCUCGUCUUCCGACGCAUCGUCGAUGUUAUCCUGAUGUGCGAUUUCGCGUCGUACUGUCUCUUUGCCCUAGCAUGUGGAAGUCGCCCGGAGAAUGAGACCGCCCUAAUGACCACGCUCAGAUGGGCGGCCGGUUGGGUUUUGGUACUAUUUAAUCUCUGGGUCAAGCUUGAUGCCCAUCGAGUGGUUAAAGACUUUGCAUGGUACUGGGGUGAUUUCUUCUUCCUCAUUGACCAGGAACUCACAUUUGAUGGAGUCUUCGAAAUGGCACCACACCCUAUGUAUUCUGUAGGCUACGCUGGUUAUUAUGGAAUCUCCUUGAUGGCCGCCAGCUAUAAAGUGCUAUUCAUCUCAAUCAUCGCCCACGCAGCUCAGUUCGCAUUCUUGGUCCUGGUGGAAAACCCACACAUUGACCGCGUCUAUAAUCCACCGCCACCUCGUAAGCGCUCCAUUCAACACGACAGCAAGGAUCUGCAUGCUCUCAACAACUCGCAGACUUCCCCAAUAAGCGACUCGUUUCCUGCAACCCCAGACGACAAAGCCGCAAUGCGACAACCUGCUCCUUCAUCCGUACAUAAUCUUCUCGGCCUACAUAAUCUGGAUCUUCAUAGAGUAACAGACUCAUCCGUCAUUCUUAUCCAGCUACUUGUCUUCGCCUUAACGGUGCUUACCCCGUCUACUCCAUUUUAUCAAUAUCUCUUCGUGGCCAAUGCUGCGAUUUGGAGAUGCUGGUAUUCCAUAGGCAUUGGGUACAUUCUCCAUCGUCAGUCCAAGUAUAAAUCGUGGACCCGCCAUUUUGUCAAGUACGGCGAGAACACGGACGAGGCGUGGCGUCAGUGGAAAGGCUCCUAUCAUCUUAGCAUGACCAUGUGCUAUGCUAGCUUUAUUGCCGCCACAUGGAAAAUGUAUACUAUGCCAUCUGACUGGAACCAUGGCCUUGCUCUACUCAAGCACACGCUAGGCUUCAGCUUGGUAGCGUUGCAAAUCUGGACCUCUGUGAGCAUUUAUGAUUCGCUGGGUGAAUUCGGAUGGUUCUUUGGAGAUUUCUUCUUUGAUGCCCAGUCCAAGUUGACCUAUAGUGGUAUUUACCGUUUCCUCAAUAAUCCCGAACGUGUUCUGGGUCUGGCUGGUUUAUGGGGCGCUGCUUUGAUUACUAGCAAAGGUGCUAUCAUUUUCCUUGCGCUGCUCAGUCAUGUCUUGACGCUCGCCUUCAUCCAGCUGGUCGAACGGCCUCAUAUGCAGAAGCUCUACGGGAGAAGUCUACGACAAGAUGCAGGUCUAGUAAAGAGUCUGAAACGAUCAUUACCUCCACCAUUACAACAAUUGGGAGGUAGCGUUGAUCGUAUGAUGGAUGAAUCCUUUGAGUUCGUCGAAGAACUCCUAGACUCUGCUCGCCCAAAACUGGCUACUGGCGUAAACACUUUCAUGAAGGAUGCCAAAUCCUUAUUCCGUCAGUAUCCCGCACGAAUUACCAUUUCUCGCUUGGAUGAUGAAGUUGCAGCAGGUUAUGACUUGGAGGACUACUCUCUUGAAAUCGAAGGCACAGAGUCCUCACCAUCAGCACAGGUAGAACGCAGUAGCGGCAAAGAAGGUGUUCACGCUCGAGCACCACCCGAGCGACGAGGCGACCUAAAGAGUCUGAUAUUCGAAUACGGCGCCCCCAUCCGAGUUAAAUGGACCGCACCUCUGAACCACAGCAAAAGGGACUGGGUAGGUCUGUACAUGGUCACCGACAACACCCGCCGAGAAGUCACCCGCGUCUCUUCUCAGGGACGAUGGAUCGCCACCAACGAAGGGGCUUACGACAGCCUCACCUGCGAAAAGGGUCUUAUAUCCAGCGACAUCGUGAUAUCCGCCUCUCGCCGCCGAGACGGCGAAAACCGUGACCUCGCAUCCGGCGAAAUGGUAUUCUCGGGCGACAAACUCUUCUGGACUACAGGUGUUUUCGAGUUCCGCUACCACCACAACGGCAAACACAACGUCAUGGCGAUUUCGCGACCGUUUGAGAUUCGCAUUGGCCGCUUCGAUGAAGAUGAUGUCCUCAAUAUGGAUAAUAAUACUACCAGUUCCAAUAGCGAUGCUAUAAUCCAAGCGGCUAUUGAAGAGGCUUUGUUACCUGUUGUGCGAAAUUGUUUCGAUAGAGAUCCGGAGAUUGCGCCGGAGACGUACGAUGAGCAUUUUGGGAGUUUGGUGGAUCGGGAUGGGAAGUAUGCUAAGCGUGUUGUUUUUGCGGUUCAUCAGAUGUUCGGCAUCGAGCUUGCUCCAGAAGUUGUCCGUGCAGACGGGAAUGUACGAAAUAUGGCAUGGAGAAUCUGUAAUGCGAAGAAAGUUUUGGCACCGUACAGCAUGUCCCGGUCAAGAGGGACGAGUACGCCGACAACUCAAGAAAAGGAAUUAUCAUAA
Molecule: messenger RNA, 2976 nt
Organism: Talaromyces stipitatus ATCC 10500
Lineage: Eukaryota; Fungi; Ascomycota; Eurotiomycetes; Eurotiales; Trichocomaceae
Product: phosphatidylethanolamine methyltransferase
Exons: 4
Coding region: 1-2976 (991 amino acids)
Biological process (GO): phosphatidylcholine biosynthetic process
Molecular function (GO): phosphatidylethanolamine N-methyltransferase activity
Source: RefSeq, a predicted model, not a curated record